This is a messenger RNA of Alternaria arbusti, 1809 nucleotides long. RefSeq lists its product as uncharacterized. Bases 1 to 1809 code for a protein of 602 amino acids. Gene Ontology annotation, molecular function: oxidoreductase activity, acting on CH-OH group of donors; flavin adenine dinucleotide binding. Lineage: Eukaryota; Fungi; Ascomycota; Dothideomycetes; Pleosporales; Pleosporaceae. Gene Ontology annotation, biological process: secondary metabolite biosynthetic process. The record is from RefSeq and is a predicted model, not a curated record. The transcript has 2 exons.
AUGAAGUUACAGAAGUCCACUUUGCUAGCGUUUGCGCUGUUGGAGUGUGGUAGUGCCGCAGUUGUCGAGCGGGAGGCAAAGGGAGCGGUCAAUUCUAGCUCUUAUGACUUUAUUGUAGUUGGAGGCGGAACUGCAGGUCUCGCCGUCGCUUCACGCAUCAGUAUCGGACUCCCAGAACUCAGCGUCCUUGUCAUAGAAGCUGGACCCGAUGGCCGUCAGGAACCGGGUAUCAGCGUCCCAGGAAGAAAAGGAUCAACUCUUGGUGGCAAAUAUGACUGGAACUUCACCACCAUUGCCCAACCCGGCGCCAACAACCGCGUGUUUGCGCAGAAUCGUGGCAAAGUGCUUGGAGGAUCCUCUGCGCUCAAUCUCAUGACAUGGGACAGGACUUCCGAGUACGAACUGGACGCAUGGGAGAAGCAGCUCGGCAACAAAGGAUGGAACUGGAAGAACUUGUACGCUGCAAUGUUGAAGUGCGAGACAUUCCUACCGUCGCCUGCAUACGGCAGCGAGGGAGUAGGCACAACGGGGCCCAUCCGCACGCUCAUCAACAGGAUCUUUCCCCGUCACCAGUCCUCAUGGUAUCCCACCAUGAAUAGCCUCGGCUUGGCGACAAACCGAGAGAGUCUAAACGGUAACCCCAUCGGCGUCUCGACCCAACCAAGCAACGUCAGCCCCAACUACACUCGCUCUUACGCCCCAGAAUACCUCAAACUCGCCAAGGAUAACCUCGUCUUGAAACUAGACACGCGUGUGGCGAAGAUCAACUUCAAAGGAAAGACUGCCGUCGGUGUCACCCUGGAAGACGGUACAACAAUCACCGCGCGAAAGGAGGUCAUUCUCUCGGCUGGAUCGUUCCAAACUCCUGGUCUUCUGGAACACUCCGGUGUCGGCAACUCUACUCUCCUCAAGAAGCUCGGUAUUCCCGUCGUCAAGCAUUUACCUUCGGUUGGCGAGAACCUCCAAGAUCACAUUCGCAUCCAAAUCUCCUACCAACUGAAGCCCGAAUACCCUUCCUUCGACGUCCUCAAGAACGCCACUCGCGCGGCUGCCGAGCUAGCCCUCUACAACGCGGAUGAGGUCUCACUUUACGACUACACCGCCAGCGGUUACGCAUACUUCCCCUGGGGCACCGUCAGCAACUCCACUGCAUCCACGCUCCGCAACCUCGUUGACAGCGACGCGAGCUUGACGUCCGCAACCGACAAGUUGAAGAAAUCAUACUUCUCCCCCACUCUCAGCACAAAGGUACCUCAACUGGAAGUCAUCUUCUCAGACGGCUACACCGGUCUGAAAGGCUACCCCGCCGCCAACUCCACCCAAUUCGGCAUCGGCACAUUCGCACUAAUCGGCGUGGUUCAACACCCCCUCAGCAAAGGAAACGUCCACAUCUCCUCCCUUAACAUCAGCGACAAACCGCUCAUAAACCCAAAUUACCUCUCCCACCCCUACGACCUCGAAGCCGCGACCAACCUCGCCAAAUACCUGCGUAAGAUCGCUUCUACCGCGCCCAUGAGCGAGGUCUGGACAAAUGAGUACGAACCGGGCAGUGCUGUGCAGACGGAUGCGGAUUGGCGCAAAUAUGCGCUGGCGAAUACGCUGAGUAUUUAUCAUCCUAUUGGUACUGCUGCGCUGCUGCCGGAGAAGGAUGGCGGUGUUGUGGAUGCGGAGUUGAAGGUCUAUGGUACCAAGGGGUUGAGGGUGGUGGAUGCGAGUGUUAUUCCUCUUUUGCCGAGUGCGCAUCUGCAGACGCUUGUUUAUGGGAUUGCGGAGAGGGCUGCGGAGAUGAUUGUGGGGGAGCAUAGUUAG